UAUCGCUCCACUACCACCCCCAAACAAAAUCACCUCCCCAUUUUCUUUUCAAAAACCCACUCUCUCUUUCUCUCUCUUUCUGUCUCUCUCAAUCCAACCCCAGAUCUAUCCCUCUUUCUCUCUCUCUCGUCUCUCUCUGAAACAACAAUGGCCGUGGCACCCUCGCCUCGCGAAGAGAACGUGUACAUGGCGAAGCUUGCAGAGCAAGCUGAGCGCUACGAAGAGAUGGUGGAGUUCAUGGAGAAGGUUUCGGCCUCCGUCGACAACGAGGAGCUCACCGUCGAGGAGCGAAACCUCCUCUCCGUCGCUUACAAGAACGUGAUCGGCGCUCGCCGAGCUUCAUGGAGGAUCAUCUCCUCCAUCGAGCAGAAGGAGGAGAGCCGUGGCAACGAGGACCACGUAACUGUGAUCCGCGAUUACCGAUCUAAGAUCGAGACCGAGCUCUCCAACAUCUGCGAUGGUAUUCUCAAGCUCCUCGACUCUCGCCUUAUCCCUUCCGCCUCCUCCGGCGACUCCAAGGUCUUUUAUCUCAAGAUGAAGGGCGAUUACCACCGUUACCUUGCUGAGUUCAAGACCGGAGCCGAACGCAAAGAGGCCGCUGAGAGUACUCUCACUGCUUACAAGUCCGCUCAGGAUAUUGCCAAUGCUGAAUUGGCACCUACACAUCCAAUCCGUCUUGGACUGGCUCUCAAUUUCUCCGUGUUUUACUAUGAGAUUCUGAACUCUCCUGACCGAGCCUGCAAUCUUGCUAAACAGGCCUUUGAUGAAGCAAUUGCUGAAUUGGACACUCUGGGCGAGGAGUCGUACAAGGACAGCACUUUGAUCAUGCAACUUCUUCGUGACAACCUCACCCUCUGGACCUCUGACAUGCAGGAUGAUGGGGCUGAUGAGAUCAAGGAAGCAGCACCCAAACGUGAUGACGAACAGCAAGGAGGAGCAUAGUUUCACUGGCAACAAAAGAAAUCAAAUAUUUUAGGGAAGAACUUCUCCUCUAAAUGUUUUUAACGGGGGAAGGUGCUCUCAUUUUGUUGAUUUGGGGUUGUUAUUCUGUGGUUUUUUUUUUUUUUCUUUUUUUUUUCUUAUUUAGGCAAAUUCUCGUCUCUUGUUUUUGGAAUGGUUGACGAACUGUCUUCUCCUUUUUUUUUUUUUUUUUUUUUUCCCCUUAAUUUUUAAUUAGCUUGUGUUUCUCAAGUCCCCUUUUAUUGCUUGAAGCUAUAUAUUGAAAAGCAUUAUCUCUGUUUGCUUGGGCGCA
This is a messenger RNA of Ziziphus jujuba (common jujube), 1252 nucleotides long. RefSeq names its product 14-3-3-like protein. Gene Ontology annotation, cellular component: cytoplasm. The coding region runs from base 148 to 942 and encodes 264 amino acids. The record is from RefSeq and is a predicted model, not a curated record. Gene Ontology annotation, biological process: signal transduction. Lineage: Eukaryota; Viridiplantae; Streptophyta; Magnoliopsida; Rosales; Rhamnaceae. The transcript is spliced from 4 exons.